AUGAGCUCGCCGCCUUGUAGCAGCAGUAAUGACUACCUGACCGUUGAUUUUAAUGGGCAACAGGAGGAAAAGGUGUGCCAAGUUUGUGGCGCGACUCCGGCUGGAAAUCAUUUUGAAGUGGUGUCUUGUCGACCGUGCAAGUUACAUUUUUCAACAUUACAUUUCGUCGUUAUCGCAAAAUUUUUAAUGUUACUUUCUAUUUUAUUCUUUUGUAAGGCCUCGGGCGCUUUUGCGAAUUUUUUUCUAGACACGGAGAGAAUGAAAAAACGCCAAAAAAAAAUAGCUUUUUAAAUGAUGCUUUACUUGGAAAAUUGGUGUAAUUGUUGUAGCGGAAGCCUUCUGAAACAGCCUAGAACUAAAUAUUAAAAUUUCGAUAAGUUUAAUUUUCCACGUUAUAAUUAUUCCAUUUUCAGGCAGCGCCUUCUUCCGUCGAACUGUUGUCCUCAAUCGGAAUUUUGUAUGUAAACUGAAAGGGGCUUGCCCAAUCAAUAAAAGUAAGUCAGUCCUUUAAAAAACUGUAAUUACUGCGACCCUUCGUCUGUUCUAAUUAAUUAAAAUUAAUCUUCUCUUCCAAGCAACAAGCCAUUUUUUGGAUUAGUACUUUGGUAAGCGAAGAAUUUACGGCAGAGAAACGCUGAAACGUGUUUACUCGACAAAAAGCGAUCAGCCGUUUCAAGUUGCAAAAAUACCGCGGCCAUGACCGUCUCACGUCCUUGGGAGUGACCUUGAAGGCAGUGAAGAAACAAAUCGAUGAUCACCAUGCUAAGGCUAUAAAUUAUUGCUGUUUAGAAAACGGGUGGGCGGGAAAUAGCGCUUUAUUAUACCGCUGGACUGUAAUGGGCUAAAAAUUUUCUUUGCCAAAAUUUCAAAAAUAGACAAUACGCCAGGCAAAGUUUUCGUAUUGUACUUCAAACUUGUUAGCCUGAACUCCCUAUAUUCUUGUGAGCUUGCUCUUUUCAACGUCCAAAAGUCGUAUCUAUCAUAUUUCAGAUAUCCGUUCAAUAUGUUCUCAUUGUCGCUUCCAAAAAUGUCUCAAUCUUGGGAUGUCCCGGAACAGUAAGAAAUAUUUGCAAAGCUGUAAUAACUCCGUAUAUUCACUUACAGAUAUAAACAUAAACUAUGACAAAGCGACCCCGAAAGAUCCCGCGCCAUCUACCUCACAUUUAUCCCUCGUUCCGACGGCCUCGCCCACUCCACUGAUCAGUAAGAUGUUAGAAGGCUACCAGAAGUUUGUCGAUGAAGCUAAGAAACUGUUUUUUGUGUGCAAUCCCGAAGAAUUAUUCUCGGAAGGCAAAGUUUUUAAACCCGGAACAACCGUCGAGUACAUUGUACUGAACCGGGCCCAAUUGGUGUACAUACUGGAAAUGGCCGUAAAUUAUUUUCAUCCAUUCAGAAAUAUUGAUGAAGAGGAUAAAGUGAGCUGAGAAAACUAUCCGAAAAAGUCAGAGUAAUAUAAUUUUAGAAAAAGAUUUUUCGAAGUUUUGAAUUCCGAUUUUCGAAGCUGCACAUGUUUCAUUUGAAUACGUUGUAUUUCCCUGACGACCUUAAUAGACUUGUAACGCAUUACGGGCGAUAUGUGGACAAGGACAAUCAGGAGAGCUUUUUCAGACAUGACACUGAUCCGAAGCAAAGCUACCGGUAAGUUAAGGUAACAAACGGGAGAAUAGAAGGUAACCCAAACAUUUACAGGACUUUGAUCGAAACCCAAACACGGCUUUUUACAAUCUCCGCCAAAUUCAAAAGAAUGAAGGUGGACGAAGUCGAGGUCGUGGCAAUGGCAGGGCUGAUAAUGUGGAAAGAAGGUAAUAAAAAAGUUUGAAUAAUAUAGUAGGCUUGAUCUCCAGUCUGAAGAUUUGCCCAAUUUCUAUUGAUUGAAAUCGAAAGAUUGUCACAAAAGAAUUUCUUGUGGCUUUUGGUUAAAAAAAAAAUAUUUUCAUAAUUUUUGCGAACAUUUUGCUUGAAGGAAAAUCAAAACUGAGCGGACACCUUUGAGGCGUUUUCCUUUUGCUACGAGUUACCUUGUGCUUUCAUUGAGGUUUGCGCUGAAUUUUUUUAUAUAAAUUAGAGUUCCUAAAUAUUUCAAAACUUUGGACAUAGCCACGAAAGCCCUAACAAAUUUGUUUUUUUAGUCCAUUACUACUUCAACGACUACCGUUACAGCAACAUUGUCGAUAAAAUUCUCUCCGAACUGUUGUGGUAUGAGAAACAAAAAAUUGGUGAAAGAGACUACAAGACUCGCUUCGGUUUGAUAUGCUGCAUCCUCCGGGAUAUCGAAGAGCUUUCCAUAAUGCUUCGGGAAUCCAUUCUCAUAGGUAAAAUGAUUAAUACUUACGGAGUUCCGAGGAUGUCGGAAUUGGAAAAAUAUAAAAAGUAA
This is a messenger RNA of Bursaphelenchus xylophilus (pine wood nematode), 2374 nucleotides long. The record is from the annotation of a GenBank genome assembly. NCBI's taxonomy places the organism in Eukaryota, Metazoa, Nematoda, Chromadorea, Rhabditida, Aphelenchoididae.